AUGGACUUUUCAACCCUCUUCAAAGGCAACCUAACCGCCAUGGCGGAGAACAUGACGGGCGGACGAGGAGGCUACGCAGCAGGCAACAACAAGAUGAUGGAGAGCCUGCUGCCCAUGCUCGGCGGACAAUUCAACCCCGUCGUCCGCUCCCUGAUGCUCCUGUACCAAAUGAUCGGCUCCAACCUCGGCAUCGACCCGACGUUGAUUCUGACGCUCGCGGGUUUCUUCUGGGCCGCGAACCGCGUCGGCCGCCAGGCCUACGGCGCCGUCUUCCGUCUCAUUCAGGACAAUUUCAUGAGCUCCAUCCACAUCUCGAGCACGGACGAGAUUUACACGCACAUGAUGAAGUGGUUGGCGCUCCAGCCGCUGAUGGCGAGUUCCCGCUCGCUGACGGCCGAGACGGUGAGCAAGACGGCGUGGGAGGAGGAGGAGGAGCUCGAGGCGCUGCAGACGAGGACGAUUGCCGGGAGCGGGAGCGGCGCGACGGAGUUUCUCAACUUUUCGAAUCAAGAAGCCAAAGCUCCCCCGCGAUACGUCCCCGCCGUCGGCGUCCACGGCUUCUGGUACAAGAACAGCUACUUCCGCCUCCACCGCAAACAACAAUCUGUCUUUGACGGCGAAUCAAACUACGGCACGUUCCGCAAAGAAGAAGACCUCAUCGUCUCCUGCUUCGGCCGCAACCCGUCGCCCAUCAAGGACCUCCUCCGCUUCGUCAAGGAAUUCUACUACCAGGACCACUACGCCCGCACAACCAUCAAACGGCCCAGCCCGGCGCCGAUGCGCCGCUACGGCGGGCGGUACAACUGGAGCCAGGUCGCCAACCGGCCCGUCCGGCCGAUGCGCACCGUCGUGCUGGACCCGCGGCAAAAGGCGCAGGUCAUGGCUGACAUGAAUGAGUACUUGCACCCCGCGACGCCGCGGUGGUACGCGAACCGCGGCAUUCCGUUGCGGAGGGGGUAUUUGUUUUAUGGCCCGCCGGGCACGGGGAAGACGAGUUUGUCGUUUGCGCUCGCGGGCGUGUUUGGGCUUGAUAUUUUUGUGAUUUCGCUGUUGGAGCCGACGUUGACGGAGGAGGAUUUGGGGACGUUGUUUAAUUCGCUGCCGAGGCGGUGUGUUGUUCUGCUGGAGGAUAUCGAUACCGCGGGCCUCGCGCGCGUCGAAGACGAGGCUGAUGGCUCUGGUGGUGGUGGUGGUGCUGCCGGGGGCCCCAACGGCACGAAAGAAAGUGACGAUAAAUCCAACAAGGACAAUAUCAAAGACGAGAACAGCAAAAAGGCCUCGGCAGCAACAAACAAAGAAGACUGGAAAGUCUCGGACCUCGCGCGCGCCCUGAAAAAAGAAUCCAAAGACGAUAAAAAGGGCAUCUCCCUCUCCGGGCUCCUCAACGCCAUCGACGGCGUCGCAUCCCAAGAAGGCCGCAUCCUCGUCAUGACGACCAACAAGCCCGAAUCCCUCGACGAGGCGCUCAUCCGGCCCGGCCGGGUGGAUCUGCAGGUCGGCUUCACCAACGCCACGCCGGCGCAGGCGACGGAGCUGUUUCAGCGCAUGUACGAGGCUGACGGGGCGAGUCCGGCCAAGAGGGUUGACGGGCACGUGGCGCCGCCUACGAAUCCCAAGCCGAGUAUUGUUGUGAAUGGGAGCGGAGGGAGUGCGGGUUCUUCGUCGAGUGCCACACCAUUGUCCGCAUCAGCGUCUUCGACUCCUUCGGCUACGCAGUCUUCUUUCCCUUCACCCGCGGACCAACUCUCCUCCUCCUCGCCGUCGUCACCAGAGGCAGCGGCGGCGGCAGCAGCCGAGAAGAAGCGCCACGAGUUCGACGGCGAGGAGCUGGGCCGCAUCGCCGACGAGUUUGGCGCCCUGAUCCCCGACGGCCACUUCAGCCCGGCCGAGAUCCAGGGGUUCCUGCUGAAGCGGAAAAAGGAUCCCCGGCGGGCGCUGCGGGAGACAGCGGCGUGGGUGGAGGGGAUGAGGCAGCAGAAGGAGAAUAAGACCAAGGUGCUUAGGGUGCAGUGA
This is a messenger RNA of Colletotrichum phormii, 2013 nucleotides long. RefSeq names its product BCS1 N terminal-domain-containing protein. The record is from RefSeq and is a predicted model, not a curated record. NCBI's taxonomy places the organism in Eukaryota, Fungi, Ascomycota, Sordariomycetes, Glomerellales, Glomerellaceae. The coding region runs from base 1 to 2013 and encodes 670 amino acids. The transcript has 2 exons. Gene Ontology annotation, cellular component: mitochondrial inner membrane. Gene Ontology annotation, molecular function: ATP hydrolysis activity; ATP binding. Gene Ontology annotation, biological process: mitochondrial respiratory chain complex III assembly; protein insertion into mitochondrial inner membrane from matrix.